Molecule: messenger RNA, 5042 nt
Organism: Cuculus canorus (common cuckoo)
Lineage: Eukaryota; Metazoa; Chordata; Aves; Cuculiformes; Cuculidae
Gene: MAN1B1
Product: mannosidase alpha class 1B member 1
Exons: 13
Coding region: 91-2094 (667 amino acids)
Biological process (GO): carbohydrate metabolic process; N-glycan processing
Cellular component (GO): endoplasmic reticulum; membrane
Molecular function (GO): mannosyl-oligosaccharide 1,2-alpha-mannosidase activity; calcium ion binding
Source: RefSeq, a predicted model, not a curated record
AAGCGCAGGGGCAGAGCGGCACCCGGAAGCGGCCGCUCCGCGGAGACGGUGGCCGGCGGGCGGGCGGCCCACGGCCCCUGAGGCACCGCCAUGUACUCAGCUGCCGCCCCGCCACCGCGACAGGACUUCAUCUCCGUCACCCUCAGCCCGGAGGAGGCAGCGGGGCCCGGCGGCUACAACAACAGCAAGGCUUGGAGGCGGCGCUCCUUCUGGCGGAAAUGGAAGCAGCUGUCCCGACUGCAGCGGAGUGUGAUUCUCUUCCUGUUUGCCUUCUUGGCGGUCUGUGGAGUGAUUUCCUAUACGAGCAUUGAGGAACCGUGGAAAAGUCUAACAAACAAAGCUCCGGAUGAUCCAAGAGCAGAAGCAGAAGCUCCUGGACUAAAGCUGGCAAAUCCAGCUGUUCUGCCAGCACCCCAGAAAGCCGAUGCCAACCUUGGAGACUACUCAGAGCUUUCCCCGCAGAAGCCUCCAAAACUACCUUCUGUUCGGCGUGGCCUUUCCAACCUUCAGAUCAAGCCACCACGGAGGCUGAAGCCCCGGCAGGAUCCCGGCAAGGCUGUAGAGGAGCCGGUCCAGGCUGAUAAAGAAAAGAAAACCGAGAAAUCUGUUAUCAGCUGGCGAGGAGCAGUGAUAGAACCUGACCAAAGCACUGAACCUCCAUCUAAUAGAGUAAAGGAACCAGAAAAACCUUCCUCUGUGGAAGCUGAGGACCAGAAAGAACCAGUGCCCCUAAAUGACCGUCAAAUGGCUGUGAUUGAAGCCUUCCGCCACGCCUGGAAGGGGUACAAGGAGUUUGCCUGGGGCCACGAUGAGCUGAAGCCUUUGUCCAAGUCCUACAGUGAGUGGUUUGGGCUUGGGCUUACCUUGAUUGAUGCCUUGGACACCAUGUGGAUUUUAGGCUUAAAAGAAGAGUUUGAAGAAGCAAGAAAAUGGGUAGCAAACGACUUGGUGUUUGAUAAAAAUGUGGAUGUGAACCUCUUUGAGAGCACUAUUCGUAUCCUGGGGGGCUUGCUGAGCACCUACCAUCUCUCUGGAGACAGUCUCUUCCUGGAAAAAGCUAAAGACAUUGGGAACAGGCUCAUGCCAUCCUUCAAGACCCCCUCCAAGAUCCCAUAUUCUGAUGUCAACAUUGGCCGGGGCACUGCGCAUCCACCUCGCUGGACAUCUGACAGCACUGUGGCAGAGGUGACCAGUAUUCAGCUGGAGUUCAGGGAGCUCUCUCGUCUCACUGGAGAUGAGAAAUUCCAGAAAGCUGUGGAUGAAGUGACAAAGCAAGUUCACGCCCUCUCAGGGAAAAAUGAUGGCCUGGUGCCCAUGUUCAUCAACACCAACAGUGGGCAGUUCACCCACCUUGGGGUCUAUACUCUGGGAGCCAGGGCUGACAGCUACUACGAGUAUCUGCUCAAGCAAUGGAUUCAGGGGGGGAAGAAAGAAAAUGAACUUUUGGAAGACUACAUGAGAGCCAUAGAGGGAGUGAAAAAGCAUCUUCUUCAGAGAUCCCAGCCCAAGCAGCUUACUUUUGUAGGAGAGCUUGCUCAUGGCCACUUCAGUGCCAAGAUGGAUCACUUGGUUUGCUUUUUGCCUGGUACUCUGGCACUGGGAGCUCACAAUGGAUUGGCUGCUGAUCACAUGAAACUGGCUGAAGCCCUUAUAGAAACCUGUUACCAGAUGUACGCUCAAGUAGAGACAGGCCUGAGCCCAGAGAUUGUACAUUUCAACCUUCACGCACAGAAGGGCCACAAAGAUGUGGAGAUCAAGCCUGCAGACAGGCACAACUUAUUGCGACCAGAAACUGUGGAAAGCCUUUUUUAUAUGUACAGAUUCACCGGGGAUAAGAAAUACCAGGACUGGGGCUGGGAAAUCUUGCAGAACUUCAAUAAAUACACACGGGUUCCUACAGGUGGUUACACUUCCAUUAAUAACGUCCAGAAUCCCAGGAAUCCAGAGCCACGAGAUAAGAUGGAGAGCUUCUUCCUCGGAGAAACACUCAAGUACAUGUUCCUGCUGUUUUCAGACGAUGUAGACUUAAUCAACCUCGACAAAUACGUGUUUAACACAGAAGCUCAUCCACUCCCUAUCUGGGUGUCAGCAUAGCCAGCAUGUGCUGACACCUCAAAGUGGUGGCGUUUGUGUCUCCAAGUCACUUUACUGUUCAGGGUUUGAGGAGAGAUGUGGUAUUGCACCUUUUUUUGACUUAAAACAAGCAAACAAAACCUUUGGGGAAGUAACUCUGGUUUGGAGAAGUCACGUCAGUCUUAAAUCUCAUCCCUAGCUCUGGGAUGGAUGAACUGUACCCAGCUAAGCUGGCUUUCCUGGUAUUGAUGAUGAGGUUCAGAGGGGAAUUGUAGCAUGGACCGUGGCAUUCCUGGGGGUUUGGUGGACCAGAACUCCCUCAUGGCAGUCUUACUCGAUGCUCAUUAAAUACCAGGAAUGCAGCGAGUUGUCUUACACUACAGGAUUGUCCUGGAGAGAAGGAACGAGCCCACAGGUUUCUGGCUUAUUCUGGAUCCACUGAAACACUCGACUACAAGACCUUUCCUUUGGAAAAAUGUGUUCCAGGUGGUAAAUGGAAUACACAAAUAACUGUAACCUUGUCCUAGGUAGAAGCAAAGCCGCUGCAGUACAGUGUCGGGUUUACAGAGCACUUUGAACGGUCUGUUCAGGCUGUGGCUGCAAUGAAUGUGGGGAGAGAAUUUGCUGCUGGUUUGGCUCAGCGGGGUAGAAUUUUGUAGAAGUGUUGAAGUUUUUUAACUUACCUGCAGGAAUGCAGGAGAUAAUGUGAAAUGCAGGUGAAACUACACGUGCAUUUGAUUUGUUCUUUGCCAUGGGUAGACUCAGGUAUUGACUGAACGCUGCCUCCUGAGCUCGGGCACUGGGAAAGCUUGUGAGCACAAGGUGUGAUUUGCAGUCAGCCUUCUUCUGUCCUGUCUGUCCAGAUAUUAUGUGGUGAGGGGUUUGUUGGCUCAAAACAAGCUCAUCGCUGUACAGCACAGUUCCUGUUAUUCAUUGUGUUUUGGACUGUGGAAAUAUUUUCCAUUUUUGUUUUCUAUGGGAGUACUUUGGGUAGAAUUGUUCCCAUUAGGAGCUGUGAAAGCAGACAGCUGAAUGUCUUAGAGCAGGUUCUGGUCCCAGUAGAAUCAGUGGAAUCUGUUCAGCUGCUUGAAGACAAAGCAGACCCAGGCUUUAAGAAUCUUCUGGGAGCCCUGGGAUCUGUCACUUUAUAUGUGCAAAUAGAUUUUAAACCAUGAAUUUGGGAGUCAACUUUCUGUAGCGUUUCUCCUUUUGAUUUUGUAGCUCAGCCAGUCCUGCAUUCGCAGUGGUUCCCAGGAGUGUGCUGGUCAGAUUUCUUAGUGGUUGUUCUCACCCAAACAUCCUUUCCCUGUGCACCAAGGGGAGUGGCAGGAGGUCCUCGGGUGCGUGGCAGCGCCCACGGGGAGCAGCCCCUUCUAAAGCUGAGGAUGCUAAAUGGAACUCAUUGAAUCUGAUGGUAACAGAUUUGCCAUGGCUGAGGGGUGCGUGUGUAUAUUUUGCAGUGUUUAUAACCUUUGAUUUGUAAAGAAAGAUGCAUUUUUUUGUUUGAUGCUGCUCAAUUCUGUUUGAUGGCAUCAGAAGUUGCCCUUGGGACCAGUAUUUGAGUCUUAUAAAAAAUAUUUAUCAUUCCAUGUCUAAUGAUGGCUUAUGGAAAUGAAAUGUUUUACAUGGUAUUUCAGUGCACCUUUUUCUGCCGUCAGUGGGACCCUGGGGUUUGUGGGACAGGACAGGUAUGUGCAGAAUAUCCAUGUUCCUCCAGUUCACCUGUACUGGUAAUGCUGGGAUUGAGUUUCUCACUUGCGUGUGGUGUGAAACCCAGCAGCUGCAGCCUUUGCACAACUGAUUGACCCCUACGAUGUUUGCUUUCUUUAACAUAACAGCAAAGGAGGAAAGUGCUGUUGCAAUGUGGGAGGCAACAGCUUCAGUGGUUUUGUUUGUGGAGCAGGUUGCUGUUACCGAGGAACUGAGCUUGGGCUGAAGAUUAAAACUGGAGAUGAAAAGAAGAAAAAAAAUAAAAUAAACCCCCAGCUGAGUCCCACGAGGCUGCACGGGCCCUGCUGGUGUGUGAGGCUGCGGCCCCGCGCCCUGGGCUGGAGCCAGCGUGGAACCCUGCACUUGGCUGGGGACUAAGACACUUCCAGCAUCUGGUGUCCAACCUCUACCCUGUGGAGGGAACAAUGGGGUUUCUUAGGAAGUUAAAUAUAUGGAAAUACUCCCCAAAACUCUGCUGUUGUCCUGCACCAGUCUUAACAGGCUCGCCCCUGCAAAUGGCACUGGGAGGGCUGUUAUAAUUUUUUUUGCCUUAUGAUUGACCUGAGUAACAACCCAUUUUAUAAAGAGUGAAAAGAAGGAGAAAAGAAUAAAUCACCGCUUUCCUAAGCACACUUGCCUUUUAGCCGAGCCUGAUUUCUUUUCUACCCGAUUCUUCCUGGGAAAUUGAAUCUUUACAAAGCGAGACUUUACUGUCUGUGUCCUUUAAAGCUGAGGGUCAGGUUGUUCAGCACUCUCAGCCUUUGAGAACAACUGCUGAUCUCAGAUUCCUGUAUCACCUGGAAAAUGGCACAGACAUAAAUAAUCUGAGAAAAGUUCAUCUGUUUCUUCCUGAUGUUUUGCAAAGGUCACUUAAAUUGCUUUCUUAUUUUUAGUUCCUCACAACAGUCUGUGGUGUCAGCUGCCCCAGCCCGUCUUGGUUCCCUGGUGCCGCUCCCCCAACACCACAGAAGCUUUGCACAUCUUAGAAAGGUUUUCUUUUGAGUACUUGGUUCUUGGAACCUGAGCCCAGGUCUGAUCCGUUCUGGUGUUGUGAUGACCUUGGGUGCUUCUGGUGCUGGAGGUUGCAGAAAGACCAUCUCUUCAGCUAGAGAUUCUGUGCUUCUGCACAAAGAGCUGCCGUGGUUUUUGUCCCAGAGGUGGAGUGCCUUACCUGAUUAACCCAAACCACACCAAAGCAGUGAGCCCCAGCUGCGCUGGUCACUUGGGCUUUCGUUGGAAGCAGAAGUGGGCACAGGCUC